Pyricularia pennisetigena is the source of this 1671-nucleotide messenger RNA. RefSeq lists its product as uncharacterized. The record is from RefSeq and is a predicted model, not a curated record. Gene Ontology annotation, biological process: transmembrane transport. Lineage: Eukaryota; Fungi; Ascomycota; Sordariomycetes; Magnaporthales; Pyriculariaceae. Gene Ontology annotation, molecular function: transmembrane transporter activity. The transcript has 3 exons. The coding region runs from base 1 to 1671 and encodes 556 amino acids. Gene Ontology annotation, cellular component: plasma membrane.
AUGGCGUACACCAACCCAGCUAACCACGGCUACACCAGGACUCAAGAAACCGAAUUAGAGCUUCUGAGAGCCAUCGAGCAGCGAGAAAACAUGUCUCAGCAAGGCUAUUAUCAGCCGCAACAACAGCCAUACUACGGUCCGCAGGGCGGGUAUGGCGCACCACCUCCUCAACCGUCGCAACCGCCGUACGGAUAUGCUCCUCAAUACAACCAAGGCCCGCCGCCACCUCCACAAUAUGUCCCGAAUUACAACGCAAACGAGAAGCAGGACUUUGCUCACACCUUCAAGGUCGAAAAGCCCAAAUGGAACGACCUCUGGGCAGGCAUCCUAUUCAUCCUCUUUGUCUUGGGCUUUGCCGCCGUCUCUGCCGUCUCGCUCCGUGGUUACACAUCGUCGCGGGGAACUCAGGGAGGAGGCAUCUACGAUGGCAGGAACAACUUUUCACUGUCGACGAACACCAUAAUCUUGUUCGCCAUCGUACUGGCAGUUGCGAUUGUACUCAGCUACGCAUACGUAUGGCUCGCGCGCUUGUUUCCCAAGCAGUUUAUCUGGGUCACGGGCAUCCUGAACAUUCUUAUGGGGUUCGCGACAGCAGCAUACUUCUUGUACCGAAGACAAUACGGAGCUGGCAUAGUUUUUCUCAUUUUCGUCAUUCUUCUGGUCGUUGCGUUCAUCACCUGGAUCCCGCGUAUCCCCUUCAGCGCCUUGAUGCUGCGGACGGCCGUGGAUGUUGCCAAGAACCACGGCCAUGUCUACCUUGUAAGCGCCCUGGGCGGUCUUCUUGGUGCAGCGUUUGCUGCAUGGUACUCGGUCACGCUAGUGGCCGUUUACGUGCGCUACCAGCCGGGCACUACAAACAGCCCCAACCCACAGUGCAGCGAUGGUAGCUGCAGCCAAGGCCGUGUCAUUGGUCUGGUUAUUUUCUUGACUUUUACGUCGUACUGGGUCUCUGAAUGGAUCAAGAAUACUAUACACACGACGAUUGCCGGUGUAUAUGGCAGUUGGUACUUCUGCUCGCGCAACUACCCUCAACGCGUUACCCGAGGAGCACUGAAGCGAUCCUUGACGUACAGCUUUGGCAGUAUCAGCUUGGGCAGCUUGAUCGUGGCUAUUAUCAACUUCUUGCGCCAGCUUUGCUCAAUGGCCAAGUCGCAAGCAGCCGCAGAUGGUGACAUUAUUUCGUGCCUCAUCUUUGCUUGUCUUGGUUGCAUCAUUUCCAUACUGCAGUGGGCAGUUGAGUUCGCCAACCGAUACGCCUUCUGUCACAUUGCACUGUAUGGGAAGAGCUACUUUUCCGCCGCAAAGGAUACCUGGAAGAUGAUCAAGGAUCGCGGCAUCGACGCCCUUAUCAACGAUUGUUUGAUUGGUCCGGUUCUGGGCAUGGGCGCCAUGAUGGUUGCCUUCGCGUGUGCCCUGCUUUCGUAUGUGUACCUGGUUAUCACCAACCCAGCGUACAACCGCGACGGCAGUUUCACUCCGGUGGUGGUUGCGUUCAGCUUCCUCAUUGGUCUUCAAAUCUGCAACGUUUUUACCACGCCCAUCAGCAGUGGUAUUGACACCAUCUUUGUCGCUACGGCCUGGGACCCCGAGGUCCUCAUGCGCGACCACCCGGAUCUCUACCACCAGAUGGUGACUGUUUACCCCGAGGUUCAGCAGGCAAUCCACGCUUAA